Messenger RNA from Phycomyces blakesleeanus NRRL 1555(-), 417 nucleotides. RefSeq lists its product as hypothetical. The record is from RefSeq and is a predicted model, not a curated record. Bases 1 to 417 code for a protein of 138 amino acids. The transcript has 3 exons. Lineage: Eukaryota; Fungi; Mucoromycota; Mucoromycetes; Mucorales; Phycomycetaceae.
AUGACUGAAGUUGAUCAGUCUAUUCUGAAUGAUGUUGAUAUGUAUCAUGAUGGAAAUGAUACUAGUAAUGAAGAUGAAUAUGUUAGCAAUUCAGAUAAUGAAAAGAGCUCAUGUAAUUUUGAGAAUAGUGAGGGUGAAGCUCACAUUUACAACAGCAGCCAAAUCAGUACAAAUACUUUUACCAAGGCCGAUUUUAUGAGUAUUCAUCUGUCUCAAUUGAUGCUACAGCAUAGAAUUGCUAGAGCAGCAUACAGAGACAAACCUGGCGCUAAGAUCAGUCACAGCAAAACUGUUGAUGUUUUUCUGAAGUCAAAGUCAAGAGUCAAGGGUCAUGAGUAUGAUGUCUGUCCUAGUGGUUGCCAAUUGUAUGGCAUUAAUGACGACCAGGAAUCUUGUGUCGACUGUGACAAACUAUGA